CAUCUUCUGCUCGUAUCCUGAUAACAGAGCAAUCGUAAGAUACCUUCAGUCUCACACUGCCAAACGACUGCAGCCAUGAUUCAGUCCCGGACUCUCAGAGUAGGUUAUGAUAAGCCUACAAGCGUUGUAUGCGUGGUUGGCACGGAGCUGAAUGUGGACCUGAACAGGAGUGCACCUCCGAACUCCAAGUUCUUCUCUGUGAAGUGCACUUCUAAUGUUCAUUACAUCAUCAUGCCCUGGCGCCAAAGGACAUCCAACCCCUGUCCCCACCUUCUCAUUGAGGGUUUAAUACUAGUCAUCAGCAUGAGCUCUGCCAGUGAGGAGGGAAAACCGCUUUCUCUGGAUGUGGUGCUGCAGAGCGGUGUUGUUGUGACGAAGACAACCCUAAUAAGAGUGGGUGCCACCUUCGCAUUUGCAGUAACUAGUGAGCAGAGGGAUCGCUGGAUUCAGGAUGAGAUGGAGUUUGGCUACAUUGACUCACCUCAUCAACAGUUUCCUGUUGUUCUGGAUUCCCCUCGAAAUAGAGGACUUGUGGACUUUCCAUUACAUGAACUACUGGGCCCUGACUUUGGCUAUGUGACGAGGGUGCCUGGGAGAAAAGAUGUGAGCAGUCUGGACUCAUUCGGUAAUCUGGAUGUUAGUCCUCCUGUCACUGUGAACGGAAAAAACUACCCACUGGGCAGAAUCGUCCUUGGUGUGGCCUUUCCUACGGCAACUGGAGGACGGAGCAUGACCAAAGUAGUUCAGGACUUCUUGAGGGCUCAGAAAGUUCAGGAGCCCAUUGCCUUAUUUACUGACUGGCUCCUUGUCGGCCACGUAGAUGAAUUCAUGACUUUUGUUCCUGCACCUGGCAGAAAGGGCUUCCGGCUGCUGCUGGCCAGCCCAGAUGCAGCUUACAAACUAUUCAAAGGCUUACAGAAAGAUGGACAUGGACAAGCCAAACUGUUUGAAGGUGUGGAAGGUCAAGAACCAGUAACAGUGGAUGAGGUACUCAGUAAUGACAGUCUCCUCACCCAAAAUAAAUACGCGCAGAGCUGCAUCGACUGGAACAGGGAUGUGCUGAAGAGAGAGCUGGGUCUGGUUGAUUGGGACAUCAUCGACGUGCCAAUCCUUUUCAGGCCAUGGGAGAAAGCUGGCCAACAACCCAGAGCAGUGGCUUAUUAUCCUGACAUGGUGAACAUGAUCGUCUUGGGGAAAAACCUCGGCAUUCCGAAGCCCUUUGGCCCCAAGGUGAAUGGACGCUGUGCCCUGGAGGCUGAGAUGUGCUCGCUGUUGGAGGGCCUGGGCCUCAGCUGCACGUUCAUCGAUGACUUCACGUCUUACCACCAAGGGCAGGGAGAGGUGCACUGUGGCUCCAACGUCCGCAGGCAAUGGUUUGCCUUCAAAUGGUGGAACCUGGAGAUGUGAAUGAAAAUUCAACAGUAGAUGGAGAUGGCAUAGAGAGGAAGGAAGACAACUUGAUCUUUAAACAAAACAACAGCAGCUUCAGUCAGCUUCAAGUUGGAAGAGAUAUUUUUCUUGCCAAAGCCUUACAUUAUCUCCAUGUCUUAAAAUCAUAAAACAAAAAAAAUUGUCAGUAAUUGUUUUGGAAUACAUGCCACUUUCUUUCUUAGUAACGCAUUUCUUAUUUGCAGUAAUCACCAACAUUUUGCUGAAAGAAUUACCCUGAUGGUUUGAUCUAUUGUAUGCAUCUUCAUUUUUGUUGGCUUUAUUUACAAAAAGGAUGAAAAGCAAAUAUUUACAAACAAGUCUUUUGAACAAGGACUUAAGCAGACUGUCGACAAGAACAGAAAUACAAUCAUUGGAAUCAAGCACAUAGAAGAUUAACUCCCAAUUUUAUGAAUUGGACCGGCUGUUUGGCAUACAGUGCAAGCACGGUUAGAUGAAUAGUGAUGUGCUAUAAUAAUACAAGCCACAAGAGGGCAUAGUUCAUCUACUCAAGCAUUUCCAAACUCGAGAGGAAAAUGAUUUAAAACCAUAUUUCUAUCAAAUCUAUUUCAUUUACACAAAUGUGUAAAAUGUCUCUCUCUUUAUAUAUUCUGUGCCAAAGUCAAAUGCAAAAUGUUAUUUUCACAAGUUCUAAGCAAGAUGAUGCUGUCAUUAAUUCACUAUAGACAAUAAAUCUCCAAUCCUCUUCAGUCUGAUCACAUUUCACUGAUUGUACCUUCAUCAUUAUAUAUAAGAAAUAAAUUGAAUUGAAUUAAAAUUGCAAUCAAACAAC
This is a messenger RNA of Larimichthys crocea (large yellow croaker), 2221 nucleotides long. Its product is annotated as protein-arginine deiminase type-2. Lineage: Eukaryota; Metazoa; Chordata; Actinopteri; Sciaenidae. The transcript is spliced from 11 exons. The coding region runs from base 76 to 1407 and encodes 443 amino acids. Gene Ontology annotation, molecular function: protein-arginine deiminase activity; calcium ion binding. Gene Ontology annotation, cellular component: nucleus; cytoplasm. The record is from RefSeq and is a predicted model, not a curated record.